Messenger RNA from Morchella importuna, 1569 nucleotides. RefSeq lists its product as uncharacterized. Gene Ontology annotation, molecular function: transmembrane transporter activity. The transcript is spliced from 9 exons. Bases 1 to 1569 code for a protein of 522 amino acids. NCBI's taxonomy places the organism in Eukaryota, Fungi, Ascomycota, Pezizomycetes, Pezizales, Morchellaceae. Gene Ontology annotation, biological process: transmembrane transport. The record is from RefSeq and is a predicted model, not a curated record.
AUGGCGGAAAAACCAGCUCAGGCAUCCACCGACGUGAGUAGCGCUCCCACUACCCAAGAACCAUGUAUUGCGACGCCGGAGCGCGAUCGCGACAGCACUGUAAGCGAUACCUAUCGUCUUAAAUCCGAACUGGUUAGCAAAGCGUUCUCAGAGAUGGGUAUUGGGCGAUAUCAAUGGCAGUUAUUACUCGUUACUGGGUUUGGAUGGGCUACAGACAAUAUGUUAAUACAAGGGCUAUCCCUAUCACUGACACCCGUAGCCCUUGAGUUCAACCCAGCCCGAGUCAGCUAUCUCGUUGUAGCCUUUUACGUUGGGCUUACUAUCGGGGCCACAAUCUGGGGCGUCAAUUGCGACAUAAUAGGGCGACGCCCGGCCUUCAACAUAACCCUGUUCAUAUCCGGAAUCUUCUGCUGCGCGGCCGCCGCAUCGCCAAAUUUUGGAACAUGCUGCGCACUCUGGGCGCUCGCGGGGAUUGGCGCGGGCGGCGGCGUGCCGGUGGACUUGCUCAUCUUUCUGGAGUUUGUCCCGCCAGGGCAGCAGUGGCUGCUCACGCUCUUAUCGGCCAUGUGGUGUGUUGGGCAGAUUAUCGCCGCGGUGGUGGGAUGGGGGUUGCUUCUUCACUUUUCGUGCGCGGCAGGUGAGGAGGGUGGAUGCAGAUGGGAGGACAAUAUGGGCUGGCGCUAUAUGUUGAUCACACUCGGCGGGCUUACGCUUCUUUUCGCGGUAAUCCGUAUUGCGGUCUUCGGUAUUCCAGAGUCGCCGCGGUAUCUGAUCGCCGUUGGGGAUGAUGCAGGUGCGGUAGCGUCGGUGGACUACGUUGCGCGGAAGAAUGAAAAGGUUUCGCCUUUGACGGUUGCGGACUUUGAAGCUGUGGAUAGACGCAUGGGAAUGACUAGCUCUGUGGAAGCUGAAAAAAAGAAGAGGAGUGUGCUAGGUGUGGUGGUGGCGUCGGUGAAGGACUAUCGGGGGAAACAUAUUAGGGCGCUCUUUUCGACGAGGAAGAUGGGGAUUCACUGUACUGUUUUGUGGACUAUUUGGGCGGCUGUUGGGAUCAGUUUCCCGUUAUACUUUAGCUUUCUGCCGAGUUAUCUCGCCGCACGAUUCACGACAACAAACACCCAAAAUGACGUCUACAAAAACUACUUCAUUGUCUCUAUCGUCGGCCUCACAGGCCCGUUCAUCGCGGGCUAUCUAAUUGAGACCCGCCUAGGCCGGAGAUGGGCAAUGGCAUUAGCCUUCACGGUUUCUGGAGUGUUUCUAUUCUUGUACACGAGGGCCGCCAGUGAGGCAGCCGACCUGGGGUUUCAAUGCGCAGUCUCCAUACUAGGAAACUUCAGCUACGCCAUAUUAUACACGUACACUGCCGAAUCAUUACCAGCACCGCACCGGGGCACGGGUAAUGGCAUCGCGUCGUGCCUAGUACGAAUUAUGGGGGUAUUCGCGCCGAUCAUCUCGGCGAACACGGGAUUCACAACUGUGCCGAUAUAUGUCAGUGCGGGGCUGUGGCUGCUUUGUGGGGUUUUGACGUGCUGUUUGCAGUUUGAGACAUAUGGUGGGUCGGCUAUAUAG